ACAGCUAGAGAUGAAGAUGAUCCGCCGCUUAAACGAAUAAAAUUGGCAUCAAAGAAGAGCAAGUUACCCCGAAGGGCAAAUUCUUUCGCAGAAGGAGGAGCACGGUCUGACAAAAUUACUGCAGCACUAAUGUUUAUGAUCGCCAAAGACAAAGAACCACUAUCCAUAGUUAAUAAAGAAGGUUUCAAGGUUUUGAUGAAAACAGUAGCUCCACUUUAUCGUAUACCUGAUCGAAAGACUCUAACUAAAUUAAUGGAUAAUCGCUAUGUUGAAGCAAAAGAAUGUUAUAAAUCCACUCUUGAAAAAGCUUUGUCCUAUACUUUAACAUGUGAUAAUUGGACAGACUGUACUUUCCAAAGCUAUCUGGGUGUCACCAUUCAUUACCUGUCUGAAGAUCUUGUAAUGAAAAAUGGAUGUUUGGGAGUCUUUCCGCUGCAUACAAAUCAUACAGCAGAGUACCUCACGGAGUGUCUCAAUUCUGUCAUUAAUGAUUUUAAAUUAGAUCGAAAAAAAAUUAUGGCAAUCACCAGUGAUGGAGCAGCAAAUAUUAAAGCUGCUGUACAUAAUGUUGUAGGCUCUGAAAGACAUAUCUGGUGUUUUGCUCAUUUUUUGUCUCAUCUUGUACCUAAAAUAUUAAAGGAUAUGCCAGAGAUCAACAAUAUUAUUGCUACAGUAAAGAAAAUUGUCGUGCUUAUCAGAAGAAGUGUUGUGGCUACAGAUGAGUUAAAACGGUUACAAAUACUUGAUGGAAAGACAGAGGGAACCGUCUUGAAAUUUAUUCUUGAUGUUCCGACUCGCUGGAAUUCCACUCUUUACAUGUUAGAGAGAUUUCUCGCUCUGGAGCAGUACGUUUAUGCAGUUACUUUGAAAUGCAAAAGAUCAGACAUUCCAGAUAUGUUAACUCAUAGCCAAAUUGAAGUCCUACAGGAAGUCGUGUCUCUCAUGAAACCAAUUGAAUAUGUCAUUAAGGAAAUCAGUGGCAGCAAAUAUCCUACUUGCAGUACUAUUAUACCAAUCAUUCACUGUAUGACACUAUCAAUUGAACAAGUUAAACCUUCAACAAACAACGGAAGUUCUUUUCAGAAAAAGCUCCUUGAAUCGAUUCAAGAUAAAUUUAAAAAUGUUGAAAAUAAUAUGAUUCUUGCGGUCCCUACAAUACUUGAUCCACGAUUCAAACGAAUCGAUUUUCAAAAUGCCCGUGCAGCAGCUGCUGCUGUGGAACGAAUCAAUAAAGAAAUGAAAUAGAUUGGU
Messenger RNA from Temnothorax curvispinosus, 1251 nucleotides. Its product is annotated as zinc finger BED domain-containing protein 1-like. The annotation marks the transcript as partial. The transcript is spliced from 3 exons. The record is from RefSeq and is a predicted model, not a curated record. NCBI's taxonomy places the organism in Eukaryota, Metazoa, Arthropoda, Insecta, Hymenoptera, Formicidae.